Penicillium olsonii is the source of this 1299-nucleotide messenger RNA. The record is from the annotation of a GenBank genome assembly. Lineage: Eukaryota; Fungi; Ascomycota; Eurotiomycetes; Eurotiales; Aspergillaceae.
AUGACGACCGAACAACCCCCCGCGCUCAAUGACCUGAGCAUCGACGAGAAAACUGAGACCAAGGCCGUUGGGCAGGUCGUGACGCCCUUUGAUGUCUCUGGAGGAGUCGAUGAGUCCGGCAAGCUCUUGCCAGUCGACUAUGAGAAGCUCACCAGGGAGUUUGGCGCCACACCUAUCAAUGCAGCACUACUGGAGCGCUUCGAGAAGGUGACUGGCCACCGGCCUCACCGUUUCAUGCGCCGGAGUAUUGUGUUCAGUCAUCGUGAUUUGUCCAAGAUUCUGGACAAGCACGAGAAGGGCGAGCCUUUCUUCCUUUACACGGGCCGUGGACCGAGUAGCGACAGCAUGCACGUCGGACACACCGUGCCCUUUGAGUUCACCAAGUGGCUCCAGGAUGUUUUCGAUGUCCCCCUCGUUAUCAUGAUGACUGAUGACGAGAAGUUCAUGCACUCCCAGAAGAUCGAGAUCGAAGAUUCAAAGAGAUACACCCGAGCCAACGCCAAGGACAUCAUUGCUGUUGGAUUCGACAUGAAGAAGACUUUCAUUUUCAGUGAUUUCGAAUUCAUCGGCGGCGCAUUCUACGAGAACAUGUGCCGCAUGGCUAAGCGUAUCACGAUCAACCAAGUCAAGGGUACUUUUGGUUUCAAUGACAGCAACAAUAUUGGAGAGUUCCACUUCUGCGCCACCCAGUCUGCAUCUGCCUUUGCGACCAGUUUCCCUCAUAUCUUUGGCACCGAGACCAAGAAGGUCGCAUCAAUCCCCUGUCUGAUUCCCUGCGCUAUUGACCAGGACCCCUACUUCCGCCAAUGCCGUGAACACGCCGAGAAGAUGAAGUUCAAGAAGCCAUCUCUCAUCCACUCCAUCUUCCUUCCUGCUCUUCAGGGUCCUGGAUCUAAGAUGUCUGCCAGCAUUGACAGCUCUGCCAUUUUCAUGAGCGACACCCCCAACAAGAUUAAGAACAAGAUCAACAAGCACGCUUUCUCCGGCGGCCAGGAUACCGCCGAACUGCAGCGUGAGCUUGGUGGCAACACCAAGAACGAUAUUCCCUUCCAGUACUUGACCUUCUUCCUUGAGGAUGAUGAGGAGCUGGAGCGCAUUCGCACUGAGUACGAGGGUGGAAAGAUGAUGACAGGCGAGAUUAAGCAGAAGUGUAUCGCCGAGCUUCAAACCUACGUCCAAGGAUUCCAGGAGCGCCGGGCCCAGGUCACCGAUGAGAUCAUGGCUGAGUACAUGCGUCCGCGCCCCUUGGAGUGGAAGGGAAACCCCAACCCUGUCGUGGUUGAGAAGGCUAAGAAAUGA